UUCUAGGAAGAUUCGGUGUAUAUAUAUACGUGAAACUAUAUAAAAUGCCAAUAGUAACAGUGACAGAACAGAAAAGUCAAACGAUAAUACGUGCUUGCUUGCUAAAAGUGAAGUGUUUACAUGUUUUCGAAAUGUUCUCCGGUCUACAUAGGCAUCUUACGUUAGCAAAACUAGUUACAAUACUCGCAGUUGUAUUUAUGUCCCUGAUAUUUUUAUUGAAUCUCCUUCGCAAUUCGUGUUUACAAACAAGUAAACAUUCGAAGUUUGCGAGCUAUAUGACGAACAAGUAUUACAGACACAACGAUCUGUUCAGAAAUAAAACCACUAUAAACACGUUAACCACGGAAGAAAUGAAAACCAUAAGAAAUCAAUUGAACACUAGGAGAACAGAACUGGAACAUUAUUGUGAUACUAUAACGAGGGGAGAAUCAAACUUGGACAAUGUAUUGUCGAACAUGGUUAUCGAUAUAACGCAUGGAAUAUCCUGGUGUCCGAUCUACAAAGCAGCAAGUUCCACAUGGAUGAAGCAUUUCGCUACACUCGGGGGAGUCUUGACAGAAACAGCCAUGGAAUUAAUUCGACGGGAUAUUUUGCAAAUUAACACCAUCGUAAGGAAAGCAUUUCCACGUGACAGAGACACGAAAAGAGCAUAUCAGAAGCUGAACAAAACAAAGAAAUUUCUUAUUGUUCGACAUCCAUUUGAACGUCUUGUGUCCGCGUACAGAGAUAAAUUAGAGCACAUACAAGGAAGGGAUUAUUACUACAAACGAUUCGGACGUCACAUCGCGCACAAAUAUCACAAAUACAGGCAGCCAAAUGAAACUAAGAUUGAACCGACGUUUACAGAAUUUCUUCGUUUUAUAAUAGAAGAAAAAUACUUCGAUGAACAUUGGGCACCGUUCGUAGACACAUGCGAGCCCUGUUUGAUUAAGUACAAUUACAUUUUGAAAUUCGACACAUUCGACAGGGAUCAACAAUUCCUGAUACAAGAGCUCGGUCUAAGCGAUUAUUUAUACGAGAAAGGUGAUUUAAAGAAUAUAAAUCCACGAGGAGUUACAACUGCUGCUUUAGUUAAAGAAUACAUGCAGAAUGUUCCUAGAUCAGUGCUCGACGAAAUUAACAAGGUUUACGAAACUGACUUCAAACUGUUUUCUUAUUUACCUCUAUGA
Dufourea novaeangliae is the source of this 1169-nucleotide messenger RNA. Its product is annotated as carbohydrate sulfotransferase 9-like. Lineage: Eukaryota; Metazoa; Arthropoda; Insecta; Hymenoptera; Halictidae. Gene Ontology annotation, molecular function: sulfotransferase activity. The record is from RefSeq and is a predicted model, not a curated record. The coding region runs from base 45 to 1169 and encodes 374 amino acids. Gene Ontology annotation, biological process: carbohydrate biosynthetic process. Gene Ontology annotation, cellular component: membrane. The transcript is spliced from 4 exons.